Molecule: messenger RNA, 258 nt
Organism: Capronia coronata CBS 617.96
Lineage: Eukaryota; Fungi; Ascomycota; Eurotiomycetes; Chaetothyriales; Herpotrichiellaceae
Exons: 2
Coding region: 1-258 (85 amino acids)
Biological process (GO): negative regulation of ATP-dependent activity
Cellular component (GO): mitochondrion
Molecular function (GO): ATPase inhibitor activity
Source: RefSeq, a predicted model, not a curated record
AUGCUACGAACUCAAGUUGUCAAGCUCGCAAGGGCAACCCCUUCCGCCCAGCGAUCGUUCUCCGUUGCUGCCAUCAGAGCCUCUGAGGGCGACACUGGCGGCAUACGGCCCGGUGGCAUGGCUUCAGGUGACACCUGGACCCGGCGAGAGAACGCCAACGAAACCAAGUUCAUCCGAGAGAAGGAAAUGGAAAGGUAUCUGAUACCAACCCCAACCCCACCCGCCUACGAAUUAAAACAACAUGCAAAACAAAGAUGA